AUGAGCGUGAAUCUCUCCACGCAAACACUGCAAUUCCGCUUGGCGCCGAUCAACCAGGCGCCUGAGCCGUCGAUUCUCAUGUUUCCGACGCUUUUGUGCCAGAUUUUCAAUGUCUGCACCCGUCAUCCAUUGCCGAUCAUUUCCGAUUCAUCGAUGAAAAGCACCGUUGUGCUCGUUGGUGAAGACGCUGAAUUGUUGUGUAAAGUGACGGAUUUAGGAAGGCAUAAAGUAGCUUUUGCACGAGCCGGUCAACCGCCCCGUUUGAUCUCGUUUGAUGAAAAAAUCUUUCGAAACGUUCAAAAGUAUGAGUUACGAUCUCGUGGUGGACCGCAAGCUGACGAAUGGACUCUAGUGAUCAGAAAUGCGAAGGAAGAAGAUCGAGGCAAUUACACCUGUCAAGUCAACACCGAUCCCGUGAUCUCGAAAAUGGCGGUGGUUGAGUUGAAAAUUCCUCCAUCCGUCUCGCGAAACACUCCGUCGGCUGUUGAGGUACGCGAGGGACACAAUGUGACACUCAAUUGCAAGGCUGAAGGCACCCCGGAACCGUCUGUAAUCUGGCGGAGAGCCGAUCGACAAAUCAUUCGUUUCAAUGGAGCCACUGGAUAUGGAGCAACAAUUCACAAAGGAGCACAAUUGGAUUUGAUUCGCGUCUCGCGGAAACACAUGGCCGAAUAUGUUUGCGUCGCGUCAAAUGGAAUCCCGCCGGAUGAGAGUUGGACGGUCAGACUCAUGGUCACUUUUGUGCCGCAUGUGCUCGCCAAGCACGACACCGUCUCAGCAAAGCGCGGAUCAGUCGCUCGUUUGGUUUGCGAUGUGGAAAGCUGGCCUCGACCUGAGGUGACAUGGGAGAGAAAUGGAAAUUUCAUAUUUGACUCCGAUCACUAUGCAACAAGUCAAAUCGUCUCACAGCCUUAUCAUACUUCCCAUAUUCUCGAGAUUCGAAAAGUUGAUAUCGAUCAUUAUGGAAAUUACAGGUGUAUCGCCAAGAAUGAGAACGGUCACCACCAUGCGGAUAUUCAUUUGCAAACCGAUCCCGACUACGAUGGAAAUCACGUGAACACGGGCACAAUGGAGGGUGGAGCUGAUGAUGAGGAUAAUCGAGUUGAGAGUUACGGAGAUUCGACAAGAGAUCGAAAUGUGAGGAAUGGAGGAGAAAAUGAGGAGAAAAGGGAUCAAGAGAUCAAAGCAACAGAGUUGAAACAAGCACUCCCAUCAGUCUCAAGAAGUGUAUUUCAACUUGCGGCUCUUUCCCUGUUCAUUUUGAUGCUCUGG
Mesorhabditis belari is the source of this 1272-nucleotide messenger RNA. Lineage: Eukaryota; Metazoa; Nematoda; Chromadorea; Rhabditida; Rhabditidae. The record is from the annotation of a GenBank genome assembly.